UGGCCCGGGCCGGCCUUUGGUCUUUUGUGUCGGGAUACGUUUCAAGAAGUUGACGAGCUCACAACAGGUGCUGUUCCCACUUACCCGGCGCCUCACCCCCGCUGUGAUCGUGUGAAUUGUAGAAGUAGUAGAGUGCGAUGAAGAGCGAGCGGCCGGGUCCGCUGCGCUGGCUACGCCAUCUGCUCGACGAGCUCCUGGUGCGCCUAUUAAGUCUGCGGUUGUUCCACUACGAAAUUAAUGAUCCCGGGCUGGAAUUGCAGCCCGUUCCCAAAUUCGUACCCAUACCCAGGGUCAAGGGCUUGCCAAUCGUGGGGACUUUUCUGGAUCUGAUCGCUGCCGGAGGAGCCAUGCACCUUCAUAAGUAUAUUGAUGCUCGCCACCGGCAGUAUGGGCCCAUCUUUCGGGAACGCUUGGGCGGCACUCAGGAUGCAGUGUUCGUCUCAUCCGCCAAUCUGAUGCGAGGCGUCUUCCUGCACGAGGGUCAGUAUCCGCAGCAUCCGCUACCGGAUGCCUGGACGCUCUACAACCAGAGGCAUGCCUGCCGACGUGGACUGUUCUUCAUGGAGGGCGCCGAAUGGCUGCAUAACCGACGCAUACUUAAUCGGCUGCUGCUCAACGGAAAUUUGAAUUGGAUGGACGUGCAUAUUGAGAACUGUACCAAGCGGUUGGUGGACCAGUGGCGGAGCCGAACCGCGGAGUUGGAGACUACAGUAAACGUUACGGAGCCGACGUUGGACGAGAGUUGCGAGAAACGCAGUUACGAAGUACCCCAGUUGGAGCAGCAGCUCUACAGAUGGUCCAUUGAAGUGCUCUGUUGCAUCAUGUUCGGCAACACAGUGAUCACCUGCCCCGAGAUUCAGUCGGCCCUGGACCACUUCACUCAGAUUGUGCACAAGGUUUUCGAGCACAGCUCACGCCUGAUGACUUUUCCGCCAAGAUUGGCUCAGAUGCUGCGUCUGGGAAUCUGGAGCGACUUCGAGAAAAAUGUUGAUGAAGUGUUGCGUGAGGGAGCUGCCAUCAUUGAUCACUGCAUAGAACUGCAGCAGCAUCAAGGGCCCAAGGAUGACCCCCAACUGCCGCAUGAGGAGGCCCUCUUCCAGCGCCUGCAGGCUGCGGAGGUCGCUGCCGAUAUGAUUAAGCGGAUAUUUGUUGACUUGGUCAUAGCAGCAGGUGACACGACCGCCUUUAGCAGCCAGUGGGCAUUGUUUGUGCUGUCCCAAAAUCAGUUCCUCCAGAAACGGCUGGCCCGAGAGCGAGCUUCCCAUGGCUCCCAGUUGCUACACGGUCUGAUCAAGGAAUCUUUACGUCUGUAUCCAGUGGCGCCAUUCAUAGGUCGCUAUCUGCCCCAAGAUACGCAACUGGGUGGACACUUCAUCGAGAAGGAUACUCUGGUGCUGCUCUCCCUAUACACAGCCGGGCGUGAUGCAUCCCACUUUGAGCGUCCUGAGCUGGUACUGCCGGAGCGCUGGUGCCUUGGACAGUCGGAGCAGGUGCAUCAAUCGCACGGCAGCCUGCCCUUCGCCAUCGGUCAGCGGUCUUGUAUCGGACGUCGCGUGGCAUUAAAGCAGCUACAUUCCCUCUUGGGUCAGUGUGCUACCCAGUUCGAAAUGCACUGUCUCAACGAGCAGCCCGUCGAUUGCGUUCUCCGCAUGGUUACUGUUCCGGAUCAGACCCUGCGUUUGGCCCUCCGGCCGCGAACCGAGUGAUACCCAUACACCCAUACAACGUAAUCGUAAUAUUAACACUAAAACUAGAGUUAAAUGUAAUCGUAGUUUCUUUAGUUUUAUACAAAUACAUAUAUAAAAGUCACAACUAUAA
Drosophila bipectinata is the source of this 1818-nucleotide messenger RNA. RefSeq names its product Cytochrome P450 family protein sad (gene sad). The record is from RefSeq and is a predicted model, not a curated record. Gene Ontology annotation, cellular component: mitochondrial inner membrane. Gene Ontology annotation, molecular function: oxidoreductase activity, acting on paired donors, with incorporation or reduction of molecular oxygen; monooxygenase activity; iron ion binding. NCBI's taxonomy places the organism in Eukaryota, Metazoa, Arthropoda, Insecta, Diptera, Drosophilidae. Gene Ontology annotation, biological process: cortisol metabolic process; cellular response to peptide hormone stimulus; cholesterol metabolic process.